AUGGAACAGUCUAAUGGUAGUCGUAAGCACAGCCUAGACCAGCUCGAACCUCCUCCACCACAAGCGCAGUCCUCGGUAGCCUCGGCGAUGCCUUCCUUGGCAGAGAGCUGGAGUGGAAAGCGGAAGCUGUAUGCCAUCGAUGAGCGCGAAGAGAGCUCUCCGGUGACUGUGGGUGAGGUGGAGGCGGAGACGGCCUAUGAUGCGGAUGUGGACGAGCUGGAGCAGCACGUGGGUCAGCGUGACAUCAUCUACGAGCUGUUCCAGCCCUGGGCCCUCACCACCUACGGCGAUCAGGCAAAGACCAAGACGAUAACGCUGCGCAAAAAGGCGCGUAUCCUCAAGGCACUGGAGGGCAAGGAGCACAGUCGCCCAGAUAGCUCAAAAUUUCGCUUUUGGGUGAAGACAAAGGGUUUCACCACAAAUCGUCCCGACGGCUAUGAAGAGGCUGCGGGCAGUCGACGACGUCUGAAGCCUCUUCCCGCGUCCGCAGUUCUUUCGGACAACCCUGGCGAAGUGGACCUGUUUGCCGCUUCGACGAGCAAGGGAUUCGGUCGUCGGAUCUAUCGCAAGGUGGCCUGUGUGGAGGAGUUCUUCGACAUCAUCUACAACGUGCACAUGGAGCUGGGCGGACGCAGUGGCAUGCAUGCGGGUCAAAAGCGCACCUACCGAAUUAUUACGGAAACCUACGCAUUCCUGCCGCGCGAGGCUGUCACCCGCUUCCUUACCAUCUGCCCCGAGUGCAAGAAGAACCUCAGACCCUCCUCGCCGACGGGUGGAUGCAAGGACGCAGAGCUGGCCGGCAAUGAGAGCUCCUCGGAAGUGGAGAACUAUCUGAAUUAUUCAUCGCAUACGGAGAGCUCUUUGGAGGCGGGACCCACGGCCAAACGUCGGCGCCACUCAAGUGCCGAUCUCAAGGGUUCAGUGCCCGUGCCCGGUGUGGGCGCCGCUGCCAGCAGUUGUAGUGCCACACAGCUUGAUGUUCUCGGGGCCCCUCCGCCCAGUCCCACCGCGAUACAGCCCCGUACACAGGCGGCUGUCGAGACCACACCGGUUAGCGUGCCCAAGAUACGAGUCAAGACACAGUUGCAGCGUCCGUUGAGUCCACCAGGAGUAGUUCCCAGGACGGAGCCGGCUGUUUUGACCUCCGAGCAGCCCAACAACCCCAAUCCUCAUCCCAAUCCCAACCCGAACCCCAUGCCCAGCCAGGGACAGCCCCAGAGCUUUAAUGUGCAGCUUCUCAAGUCACGGGACAAUCUCCUUCAGUACUACGACUUUAUGAGACGUUUCUAUGCCGGUGGCUCGGUGCUCCAUGAACCGGUUCUAGCGCCGCCCCUCUACGGCAGCAGCCUCUUGCAAAGUCUCAGUUUUCCAACCACCACUACUACCCCAGCCCCUACCCCUACCUCUACCCCUACCACUACCAUUUCCACGAGCACAGCAACCACCGCAGCACAGAGCAAGAGUUCGGCACCUCCCAGGGCAUCCUCCCCAUUGCCGACGACUCCGUCCGCUUCCAUUACCACCUUCAAGACCUCGCCAGAUAGCUUGUCUCGGGCACGCUCACCGAUGGCCUCGGUGGCCACGCCUACCGUUCCCCAAGUGACCCAUACACCGAUCAAUCUAACGAAAUCUCUAUUUUGCAGCCCGAAGAACAGCAAUCCAGCAUCGACUUCGACACCAGUGGCCGUACAGCCACCGCUGAAGCUGGAGCUACCCAGUCCGCCCAAGUCGCUGCCAGAGCUUCGCAUUCCCCAGCUACGUGGCAUGCCGCAUGUGGAGCUUUCCUUGCCGCUGCCACCACUCGAUUUGGAGCGAUUGAAGCCCAUUACCUCCACCUACUUGCAGCUGACGCGCAGCAUGGGACUGAGCGACGAAGAUGCCUUGCGCUUCGAUAAUCUGUUUCUCUUUUCUCUGACAUGCUUGGCUUAUAAAUGUAACGCAACUAAUGCAAUGCUAACGAGCGAAAGAGACACUGACAGCGAGAGAGUUCUGUCAGAACAACAAUCACUACUCUGAACAAAAAAGAAACCCCACAACCACAUCUCUACAACACCAACACCAACCGUUUCGGCCACACCAAUGCGUUAUGCACAAAAUUAUGCAAUAUUUUUUGUUUGUUAAUAAUUUCGCUUUGAAAUUGAAAUUGAA
Messenger RNA from Drosophila guanche, 2148 nucleotides. RefSeq names its product mucin-5AC-like. Bases 1 to 2016 code for a protein of 671 amino acids. Lineage: Eukaryota; Metazoa; Arthropoda; Insecta; Diptera; Drosophilidae. The record is from RefSeq and is a predicted model, not a curated record. The transcript has 4 exons.